CGCUGAUACUGCAUUACAGAAGUGGCAGACCGACACAGUGACUCGACGGCUAAUACGAUAGACGUUAUAAAGAGUUCUUAGUCAUACGUAUUAUUAAUCCCAUGUGUGCCUAUUUGUUAAUCUGCCAUACAUAACGUAGCUAUGGCGAUGGAUUGCGAAGUAUAAAUAUCACAAUCUCAAAUGCAAAGUGUUUAUCGAAGGGGAUUCAGAAUUUCGUUUAAAGAUAAUAUGUAAUUGGAUUCAUACAUAUCUGUUUCACGCAGCAAAAUAAUUUCUUGAACAAUGCUUCUCGAUGUGUGAUGUUCGAAUGUUACAGAAAUACAUUUCUUAUGUAUUAAAUUGGAUUAGUGUUCAAUAGUGUAAUCAAGAGGAAGGAAAAGAUAAUAAAAUGGAUCUCGAAGAGGAUUCACUACAAGAGCGUCUACUGAAUGUUUAUGAGCCAACUCUAAAUAGCGCGCAAGUUAUUUACAAACUAUUGUUGGAUGCCUUACGGUCUAAGAAUUUCCAUUGUUUCAAAAACACCAUAGAACAUCAUUUAAAAAAACAGCCGCCAAUUCUGGAUAUCAACUACGUAUAUCCGAACACGGAAGAAACAUGUCUUGAUAUAGCUAGCAAAAAUGGCCUAAAACAAUUCGUAGAGUUUUUAUUACGUCAAGGUGCAAAUCCUAACAGAGUAAACGAGUUAUAUAAUCGUGCUCCUAUCCAUUUUGCCACGGAGGGUGGACACGUGGACACCUUAGCAGCUUUACUGACAGAACCGACAAUAAAUUCAAAUCUCCAGGCAGGAGAGCAGACUGCCUUACAUAUUGCGGUGAAAAUGAACGACCUAACGUGCACUGAUCUAUUACUAAAGAAUGGAGCCAGCGUUAAUAUUCCAGAUAGUAAGGGCUUAACGGCACUUCAUUUGGCGGCAACAAAGGACCACCUGGACAUAGUGAAAUUGAUAAUGGAAAAAAGCCGGCAGCGUCCAGACAUUGAUACUUAUAGAGAUUGUGAUAACUGGACGACACGAGAAGUGAUUCAGCACAAAAUACCGAGUAUAGUGUUGCCGCCCAAAUAUGAAAAUCGCGAGGUAAAUGUGCAUGACCUCAAGUACUACUUGAUUGCCAAUGAUGAAAUAAACUUCCUGGAAAGUAUGAAGAAUGUCAAGAUAGAAGAUCUUCAUAGUAUAGCCGAAGAGCUGCUCGAGAUGACUGCACUACGAGGUUUUCACAAAGCCGCGAUUGGAAUUCUGGAAAAACUUAAAGGGAGGCAGUUCAGCGUAAAGAAAGCUAUGCAAGCAGCCGUUCAACAGAGUGAUCGUGUUAUUCUUCAGGAACUAUUGAAAAUAGAACCAAAUAUGGCCAAUGAUUUGAUUCUGAAUGCCUGUCAAAUGCUAGGAAUGCCAAGAAAACAAAGAGUUGAUAACACUCACGAUCAACUAGAGUGUCUCAAGUUGAUUCUGGAACAAGAAAAUGUGAACGUUCGUUGUAAUGAUAAUAAAGGCAAUACUCCGCUUCAUUACGCAAUCAGUUCUGGCUGUCAAGAGGCUAUAAUAUUACUUCUCCAUCGAGGCAGCUACAUUGGUCAUAUGAACAAAUUCAACAUACCGCCUAUUGCAGAUAUAUCGGCACAUACGUUAUCGCGCUAUUUCGAUGAUUGUUUGCAAACGCGAAAAGAUCGAACGAACGAGUGUACGAUUGAAUUUAAUUAUCGCUGUUUAAUGCCACACAAUGUUGCCACGGAACAAGAUAAAACUAAUUGGACAACUCAUGAAAUGGAAAUAUUCAAGUACAUUGCCGGUAACAGCGGUCUCAAACCCUUGCUGAAACAUCCGCUGCUCUCUUCUUUUCUCUAUCUCAAAUGGCAUAGAAUACGGCAUAUUUUAUACGCAAAUUUCGUCUUUUACAUAAUUUUUUAUCUUUUGUUAAACGCUUACAUCUUCAACAUGACUUAUGAUAUUCGGAGAGAAAAUAAAACUCAAAUUGCCAACGAAUCUGUUAGAAUUUCGGAAAGUACUUUGGGAAGUGUCCCGAACAAUUUUCUAUGGGGCUUCACCACUAUAAUGUUGUUGCUUUUCAUCCUCCGAGAGAUUUUCCAACUUAUAUCCUGCGUUAAGCGUUAUCUAAUGAGUUUAAGAAACUGGUUAGAAAUUAUGUUAAUUAUGUUUACUGUUGCUGCACUGUGCGGUGCAGGACUUCAAAUCGGUGCUCUGGUAAUUCUGUUGUCGGCCUGCGAAUUAGUAAUUUUAAUCAGCCAGCAUCCACGUUUGUCGACCGGCAUUGAAAUGUUCCGAACGGUUUCUUUUAAUUUCAUACGCUUUUUGUUCCCUUACCUGUUUCUUAUCUUUGCAUUUGCUCUAGCUUUCUACACACUUUUCAAAGACGGCAACGACACAAACUUUCUCGAUCCCGGUCUUUCACUCUUUAAAACUGUUAUCAUGCUCACUGGCGAGUUUGACGCCAACGACAUUCCGUUCAUCUCGCAUCCAAUUUGGAGCCACAUUGUAUUUAUGUUGUUUGUCUUUUUUAUCGCUAUUGUACUGUUUAAUCUACUCAAUGGCUUGGCAGUCAGUGACACCGCUGAGAUUUUGUCUAAAGCCGAAUUAGUUGGACUUGUUUCUCGAAUACGUUUGGUUGCCUACAUUGAAGAAAUAGUAGUUGGCAAAUCUUUCAGGUAUUGCUUUUGCAGUAAUUCGCGAUGGAAUCCUUUUAGAUUCCUCCCUAAGAGAAUUCUUUUGUUUCCUCAUUUUCUAAAAGACGGUAAAAUCAUUAUUAAACCAGGCGAUAACUCGGAUGCUUAUGAUAACGAUCGAUAUUACGAAAAGGACAUUCACAGUAAAUCCAUAAAGCGUGACAAACAGUGGAGUACCUCGAUAAUGGAUCCAGACAUAAUUAAACAAGCUAAACGUAUUAUUUGGAACAAAAAUCAAUUAACAGAUAAUAAAAUGGAUCUCGAAGAGGAUUCACUACAAGAGCGUCUACUGAAUGUUUAUGAGCCAACUCUAAAUAGCGCGCAAGUUAUUUACAAACUAUUGUUGGAUGCCUUACGGUCUAAGAAUUUCCAUUGUUUCAAAAACACCAUAGAACAUCAUUUAAAAAAACAGCCGCCAAUUCUGGAUAUCAACUACGUAUAUCCGAACACGGAAGAAACAUGUCUUGAUAUAGCUAGCAAAAAUGGCCUAAAACAAUUCGUAGAGUUUUUAUUACGUCAAGGUGCAAAUCCUAACAGAGUAAACGAGUUAUAUAAUCGUGCUCCUAUCCAUUUUGCCACGGAGGGUGGACACGUGGACACCUUAGCAGCUUUACUGACAGAACCGACAAUAAAUCCAAAUCUCCAGGCAGGAGAGCAGACUGCCUUACAUAUUGCGGUGAGAAUGAACGACCUAACGUGCACUGAUCUAUUACUAAAGAAUGGAGCCAGCGUUAAUAUUCCAGAUAGUAAGGGCUUAACGGCACUUCAUUUGGCGGCAACAAAGGACCACCUGGACAUAGUGAAAUUGAUAAUGGAAAAAAGCCGGCAACGUCCAGACAUUGAUACUUAUAGAGAUUGUGAUAACUGGACGACACGAGAAGUGAUUCAGCACAAAAUACCGAGUAUAGUGUUGCCGCCCAAAUAUGAAAAUCGCGAGGUAAAUGUGCAUGACCUCAAGUACUACCUGAAUGCCAAUGAUGAAAUAAACUUCCUGGAAAGUAUGAAGAAUGUCAAAAUAGAAGAUCUUCAUAGUAUAGCCGAAGAGCUGCUCGAGAUGACUGCACUACAAGGUUUUCACAAAGCCGCGAUUGGAAUUCUGGAAAAACUUAAAGGGAGGCAGUUCAGCGUAAAGAAAGCUAUGCAAGCAGCCGUUCAACAGAGUGAUCAUGUUAUUCUUCAGGAACUGUUGAAAAUAGAACCAAAUGUGGCCAAUGAUUUGAUUCUGAAUGCCUGUCAAAUGUUAGGAAUGCCAAGAAAACAAAGAGUUGAUAACACUCACGAUCAACUAGAGUGUCUCAAGUUGAUUCUGGAACAAGAAAAUGUGAACGUUCGUUGUAAUGAUAAUAAAGGCAAUACUCCGCUACAUUACGCAAUCAGUUCUGGCUGUCAAGAGGCGAUGAUAUUACUUCUCCAUCGAGGCAGCUACAUUGGUCAUAUGAACAAAUUCAACAUACCGCCUAUUGCAGAUAUAUCGACACAUACGUUAUCGCGCUAUUUCGAUGAUUGUUUGCAAACGCGAAAAGAUCGAACGAACAAGUGUACGAUUGAAUUUAAUUAUCGCUGUUUAAUGCCACACAAUGUUGCCACGGAACAAGAUAAAACUAAUUGGACAACUCAUGAAAUGGAAGUAUUCAAGUACAUUGCCGGUAACAGCGGUCUCAAACCCUUGCUGAAACAUCCGCUGCUCUCUUCUUUUCUCUAUCUUAAAUGGCAUAGAAUACGGCAUAUUUUAUACGCAAAUUUCGUCUUUUACAUAAUUUUUUAUCUUUUGUUAAACGCUUACAUCUUCAACAUGACUUAUGAUAUUCGGAGAGAAAAUGAAACUGAAAUUGCCAACGAAUCUAUUAGAAUUUCGAAAAGUACUUUGGGAAGUGUCCCAAACAAUUUUCUAUGGGGCUUCACCACUAUAAUGUUGUUGCUUUUCAUCCUCCGAGAGAUUUUCCAACUUAUAUCCUGCGUUAAGCGUUAUCUAAUGAGUUUAAGAAACUGGUUAGAAAUUAUGUUAAUUAUGUUUACUGUUGCUGCACUGUGCGGUGCAGGACCUCAAAUCGGUGCUCUGGUAAUUCUAUUGUCGGCCUGCGAAUUAGUAAUUUUAAUUAGCCAGCAUCCACGUUUGUCGACCGGCAUUGAAAUGUUCCGAACGGUUUCUUUUAAUUUCAUACGCUUUUUAUUCCCUUACCUGUUUCUUAUCUUUGCAUUUGCUCUAGCUUUCUACACACUUUUCAAAGACGGCAACGACACAAACUUUCUCGAUCCCGGUCUUUCAAUCUUCAAAACUGUUAUUAUGCUCACUGGCGAGUUCGACGCCAACAACAUUCCGUUCAUCUCGCAUCCAGUUUGGAGCCACAUUGUAUUUAUAUUGUUUGUCUUUUUUAUCGUUAUUAUACUGUUUAAUCUGCUCAAUGGCUUGGCAGUCAGUGACACCGCUGAGAUUUUGUCUAAAGCCGAAUUAGUUGGACUUGUUUCUCGAAUACGUUUGGUUGCCUACAUUGAAGAAAUAGUAGUUGGCAAAUCUUUCAGGCAUUGCUUUUGCAGUAAUUCGCGAUGGAAUCCUUUUAGAUUCCUUGCUAAGAGAAUUCUUUUGUUUCCUUAUUUUCUAAAAGACGAGAAAAUCAUUAUUAAACUAUGCGAUAACUCGGAUGCUUAUGAUAACGAUCGAUAUUACGAAAAGGACAUUCACAGUGAAUCCAUAAAGCGUGACAAACAGUGGAAUACCUCGAUAAUGAAUCCAGACAUAAUUAAACAAGCUAAACUUAUUAUUUGGAACAAAAAUCAAUUAACAGGUAAUGAGAAGAUUAUAGCUAUAUUGAACAGAUUACAAGAGAAAGUGACAACAAUUGAAAUAACUUUAAAAACUACAAAGUUUACAGAAUAAUAAUAUGGUAAAAUCAGUAAUAGAGAAUUAAUAUUAUAUUUUUUAAUAUUGUUUAGUAUUAAAAUCUUACUAUAACUUAUUCUUUAUAUGCCUCCGUAAAACCAUACAAUACAUAAAAAAAUUAUUUUUUCUUAACAAAACAAAAAUAUUCUGAGAAUAUUUCAAAAUUAUCAUAAUAGUAGAUUACUUAGAUAUUUUUAGAAUAUUUGAUGUACGUACGGUAAUAUACUUCGCAUAUACUAUGCAAGUUCUUAUCUACACCCUACGGCACUCUACAAUGAUUCAAACUAUACAUAUAUCAGAUGUACAAGUAUGAAAUGCGAAUUCAUUUUCCAAAAAAAGAAAAAAACACGUAAAAUUCGGAAGAACGAUGAAAAGUAAUUUAUUCAAAGUAUGCUCCAUUGCUAGUUAUACAUUUUUCCCAUCUUUCGGGUAAUUUGUAAAUAUCACGCCAGUAAAAAUCUUUUCUUUUUGCCGCGAACCAUUCAUUGAACCAUUUUUCACAUCUUUAUACAAACCAAAGCGCUGCUCAGCAAGUACGUGACCCAUCGAUACAAACAAGUGGUAAUCGGAAAGAGCCAAGUCUGGUAAGUAAGCCGCAUGGGCUAGCACUUCCCAGCUGAGCGAUUCCAACGUAUCGCGAACCGGUUUUGCCGUAUGUGAUAGAGCAUUGUCGGAGAAAAAUGAUCGUGUUGUCUUUAUCAAUAUUCUGGUCGUUUUUCGAGUAGCGAACGGUUCAAAUCGAUCAAUUGUUGUUAGUAGCGUAUUAACCGUUUCAUCAGGCUUUAACAGCUCAUAAUAGACCACACCCUUCUAGUCCCACCAAACACAGAGCAUUGUCUUCCUGCCAGAACGAUUCGGUCUUACGGUUGAUGUGGAUGGUGCGUUUAGGUCUACCCAUGAUUUUUUGCGCUUGGGAUUUUCAAAAUAUAUCAACUUUUUAUCUCCAAUAACGAUACGAUGCAAAAACGACUUUCUUUUGUAUCGUUCGAGCAAAAUUCCACAUGUGUUUUUGCGCUUCUCCAUCUGCCUCUCAUUCAAUUCAUGUGAUAUCCAUCUGCCGACUUUUUGAUUCUUUCCCAUCUCUCGGAGGCGAUUGGAAACAACUUGUAAACUAACGCUCAAUUGCUCUGCGAGUUGUUUUAUGUUUGUAAAUCGUCUUCGUCCAACAAUGCUUGCAAUUCUACAUCUUUGUAUCUUUUUGGUGGUUUUCCGUGUUCCUUGCUUGCAACAUCAAAAUCACCACUUUUGAAACGCCGAAACCAUUGUUCACACGUUUCUUGCGAUGGAGCAUGUUCACCAUAAGCUUCUCGAAGUAAUCGGUAUGAUUCAGCAGCAGUUUUCUUUAAAUGAAAACAAAAAAUCAACACUGUCCGCGAAUGCUCUUUAUUUGACACAAAUUUCGUUAUAUUGAACACAGCAAAACAAUACUAUGCACACUUUUUCAACUUAUCACUUGUGCGCGUUGACUCUUGUUGGUAGCACAACAAAAUGGCAUAUACGUCAAAUCUUUAUACUACACACUGCAUUGGUGCACCUUUUGUUGUCUCAAAUCCGCAUUUCAUACUUGUACACCUGGUACAUACUGAGAACAUCCUACAAGAUGUAUAUAUUUUGAAUAACCGCAUGCAAUAUAUAAUCCUAGAUAGUAGAGGAGAAGAGGGUAUUAUGACUACUUACAACAAUAUGGCUACCCCUAUUAUUUCCGUUAUUAGGUGACGUAUUCUAACAAUUGCUUAUGGAGUUAUUUGUUUAGUAACCGUUUUUUAG
Messenger RNA from Solenopsis invicta (red fire ant), 7318 nucleotides. Its product is annotated as transient receptor potential cation channel protein painless. Bases 389 to 5548 code for a protein of 1719 amino acids. NCBI's taxonomy places the organism in Eukaryota, Metazoa, Arthropoda, Insecta, Hymenoptera, Formicidae. The record is from RefSeq and is a predicted model, not a curated record. Gene Ontology annotation, molecular function: protein binding; monoatomic ion channel activity. Gene Ontology annotation, biological process: transmembrane transport; monoatomic ion transport. The transcript is spliced from 5 exons. Gene Ontology annotation, cellular component: membrane.